Molecule: messenger RNA, 1266 nt
Organism: Thunnus maccoyii (southern bluefin tuna)
Lineage: Eukaryota; Metazoa; Chordata; Actinopteri; Scombriformes; Scombridae
Gene: fadd
Product: Fas (tnfrsf6)-associated via death domain
Exons: 2
Coding region: 327-905 (192 amino acids)
Biological process (GO): regulation of apoptotic process; signal transduction
Molecular function (GO): protein binding
Source: RefSeq, a predicted model, not a curated record
GCUCGUAGCUGGAUACCUCAGAGUUGACUGAGCUGGUUGAUAACCAGUUUCGUACCACUGGUUAUCUGGACGGCCAAUGGUAGGCUCAGUGAAGCCAGCUAACGAAAAGAUAUCCCAGGUAUGUUGAACUUGCUUCGUAAAAAGGUUUCACUCGUGAGAUCUGGAGGAAGAACACUGGAGGAAGCAGAAAUUAGCCAGAUGAAAAGCACCCUGUGCACUAACAGCCACACAGAGAGACGGAAGUGAAAGUAAAACUGAAUUAUUUCCUAGUUCAGACCGUUCACACAACGAGAACUUUCAGAGAAGGUACAGUCUCUGUCGGGGACAUGAGCUCUUCACAGUUUAACAAAAUCUUACUGGAUAUUUCCAAUCAGCUGUCCCCGGACGAGCUGGACAAGCUGAAGUUUCUGUGUCGAGACGUGAUCGGAAAAAAAGACCUGGAAAAGAUCGACAGCGGACACAGACUGUUUCAGGUCCUGGGGGAGAGAUGCAAACUGUCAGCCGACAACACGAAGCUUCUGUCCAACCUCCUCGACGGGAUUAAACGACCCGAUCUGUCGGAGAAAUUAAACAGCUUUGAGAGUCUGUCUGAAUAUUCCGACGAUCAGCCGGACGAAGCAGAGAGAGCCAAACUGGAGAUCGCCACACAGUUGAUUGCAGAGAAUCUCGGGAGGAAUUGGCGUAAGCUGGGCCGCAAACUGGGUUUUAGUGAAGUGAAGCUGGAGUCCAUCUCCCUGAAGCAUCCCACAGACCUGGAGGAGACGGUGAUUGAGCUGCUGAAGGAGUGGAGAAAGAGUCGAGGAGCCCAGGCCCAGACAAAGGAGCUGAUUGAAGCCCUGAGGGGUUGUCAGCACAACCUCACUGCUGAUAAAUUGGAGGACAGACUUGCAAAUUCUGGAUCUUGAUGGAGAUAAGGCUUUGGAACAGAAAUGAAAGCUUUACAGUAAAGAAAUCAACUGCAAUAUCAGGGAUAUUAUUGAUAGAUUUAUUAAAUGUUGCAAAAAAAGAAAAAUCAGCUUUGUUGGGGAUUUACCCUCAACUUUCUGUGUAUCAUAAAAUAUGCACUAGAAAGAUAAGUGUUCAUAAAGAGCUGAACUGAUGUUUCUUUUCAAUCCAAGUUGUCCUUGACUUUUAGCUAGUAUUGACAUGUCAGCAUCCAACACCACUAACAAACACUUCUGCCUGUUACAGAGAGAUAUUUGUUGUACAGGUUGGCCAAGAAAUCAGUUUUUGUACUAUACUGUAUUAAAAUACAAAUCUUAUCUA